This is a messenger RNA of Coffea eugenioides, 1386 nucleotides long. RefSeq lists its product as uncharacterized. The record is from RefSeq and is a predicted model, not a curated record. The transcript has 2 exons. The coding region runs from base 1 to 1386 and encodes 461 amino acids. Lineage: Eukaryota; Viridiplantae; Streptophyta; Magnoliopsida; Gentianales; Rubiaceae.
AUGCCCGAUUCUGUAUUUAAUACACUUCUUGAUUUGUUGAGGCAAGCACUCCCAGAAGGUGUAAAUCUACCCAAUUCUUAUUAUGAAGCAAAAAAAACAAUGAAAGAACUAGGACUUGGAUACGAAAAAUAUGAUGCAUGUCCUAAUGAUUGCACAUUGUAUUGGGGAAAAGAUGAAUCAAAGAUAAAAUGUGACACUUGUAAGCAUCUACGGUGGGAAGGAACAAAGGAUGAUCCUACUGGUGAAAAAAGAAAGGUUCCCCACAAGGUUUUGUGGCACUUUCCGCUUAAACCCAGAUUGCAGCGUCUGUUCAUGUCAUCUAAAACAGCAUCUUCCAUGAAAUGGCAUGUCGAGGGUCGUACUAAGGAUGGUCGCAUGAGACAUCCUGCAGAUACUCCGGUUUGGCAAUCAUUUGAUUACCAAAAUCCCGAAUUUGCAAAAGAUCCUCGUAAUGUCAGAUUGGGUUUAGCUUCUGAUGGAUUUAAUCCAUUUAAAUCUAUGAAUGUGAACCAUAGUACAUGGCCGGUAGUACUGAUGCCUUAUAAUUUGCCACCAUGGAUGUGCAUGAAACAGCCAUACUUUAUGUUGUCACUACUCAUUCCUGGCCCAUAUGCACCUGGGAAUAACAUUGAUGUUUACCUUCAACCUCUUAUAGCUGAGUUGAAGGAAUUGUGGGAUGUAGGUAUGACUACUUAUGAUGCAUCAUCAAAGGAAAAUUUUCAGAUGCAUGCUGCUUUACUUUGGACCAUUAGUGAUUUUCCUGGUUAUGCUAAUUUAUCUGGUUGGAGUACUAAAGGUUAUUUAGCAUGUCCAGUAUGUCAUAAGCAUACCGUUUCACACCAUUUAAGACAUGGUUCAAAACAAUGUUACAUGGGUCAUCGGCGAUUUCUGGAAAAGGAGCAUUCAUAUCGAAAAGAUAAACGUAACUUUGAUGGAAAGGAAGAACAUAGAGUUGCACCACCCCGCUUGACAGGUGAUAUGAUCUUGGAGGAGUUGAGGUCUUAUAAAAUCAAAUUUGGGAAGGCAGUCAAUGAUAACCCUGAAUUACCCUUUAACUGGAAGAAACAAAGCAUUUUUUUUGACUUGCCAUAUUGGAAGAACAAUUUGUUACGUCAUUGUCUUGAUGUCAUGCAUAUUGAGAAAAAUGUAUGUGAGACAAUAGUUAGAACAUUAUUGAAUGUGGAUGGCAAGUAUGAUAACCUUGGUGUACGGCGUGAUUUGGAAGAAAUGGGCAUACGAGCAGGUCUUCAUCCUAUUACAGAUGAGUUUGGGAGAGCAUACUUGCCUCCAACAUGUUUCUAUUUGGAUAAGAAGGAGAAAGAGUUAUUCUGUAAAAUUCUGAAAAAGGUUAAAGUACCGGAUGCAACUGUUACCACUCUGUUAUAG